AUGACUGUUGGUUUGCUGGCACAAGUUAUCAUCAAUGCCAGUGGCUAUGGAUUCAAGAUUCAGACUCGGCGCUUCGCCCCAGGAACACUAGUUAUAUAUUACAGUAUCGACUCAUCGAGAGGGCUAACCAGCUGGAGAAUAGAUUAUAAGUUGUAUGAAUCCCAGGUCUGGAAGGCAGCUAUAUUGAUAACCAGAACUCCGUACACCCUCCACUUUCGCUUCAAGGCUCAACGGCUCAUCAUUCUAACAAACACAAUGGGCCAAGCUAUAAGCUAUGUCGCCACGGCCACCAGAAGACUUGCUAGAGCCAUUCGAGACAACUUCAAGUUCUACUAUGCCGUGCCUGGUGCUCUUCUUGCGCUUGCUCCAGUUCUCGGUCCGACGAUAUUAGGGGCUUUUGGUUUUACAGCAAUAGGGCCAGCCGCCGGCUCGCUUGCAGCAUUAUGGCAUGCGUCAAUAGGAAAUGUGGCAGCUGGGAGCGUUUUUGCGUGGUGCCAAAGCGCAGCAAUGGGCGGUGGUGCUGCGGGCGUGUUCAACGUUGCGGGGGGUGUAGGAGCUGGACUGCUCGGCUCGGCAGCAGUUCAAGCAAGGAGAGAGAGAUCAGCCUAG
Molecule: messenger RNA, 609 nt
Organism: Nannizzia gypsea CBS 118893
Lineage: Eukaryota; Fungi; Ascomycota; Eurotiomycetes; Onygenales; Arthrodermataceae
Exons: 2
Coding region: 1-609 (202 amino acids)
Cellular component (GO): membrane
Source: RefSeq, a predicted model, not a curated record